GUUUUGGACGCGGGAGAGAUCAUAGAGUUUGGCGAACCGUUUGUUUUAUUGCAACAAAAGGGAAAGUUGUAUGACAUGUGCCGCAAGACUGGCGAACAUAUGUUCAAUCAUUUACUAAAUAUGGCUAAAGAGACACAUCUUAAGAGAUUUAAUACCACACAAGUCGACGACGAAGACAUGGGACAGGGUCGCGAUUCUAUAAACCGCAUUCCUUAUAAAGGAAUUGUGGUCGAAAAUAAUUAG
Messenger RNA from Medioppia subpectinata, 243 nucleotides. NCBI's taxonomy places the organism in Eukaryota, Metazoa, Arthropoda, Arachnida, Sarcoptiformes, Oppiidae. The record is from the annotation of a GenBank genome assembly.